AUGAAGCAGCAGCGGUUGCUGCCCAGUGAGGACGAGGUGAGGGAGGCUGCUACUGAUUGGCCAACGCUUGGGACCACUCUGAGACGAGUCCUUCGCAUGGGAGGGAGUGGGGUGGACGACAGAGGGGGACUGGGGACAGGAGCAGCAGGAGCAGGAGCAGAGCCGACAGGAGAAGCUGCAGCAGGAGCAGCGCGGUCACAUGGUUGGAGCUUCUGUGAAGGGAUGGAGGGAGCUGAAGGAGCAACAUGUCUUGCAGUGGACGAGGAAGGGUUGCAGCAGCAACAACUUCAGCAGCAGCAGCAGCAGCAGCAGCAGCAGCAGCAGCAGCAGCAGCAGCAGCAGCAGCAGCAGCAGCAGCAGCAGCAGCAGCAGCAGCAGCAGCAGCAGCAGCAGCAGCAGCAGCAGCAGCAGCAGCAGCAGCAGCAGCAGCAGCAGCAGCAGCAGCAGCAGCAGCGACAGCAGAAUCAUCAGCAGCAGCUGUCUCUGCAAGUCUCUGCUGUGACUUCACUUGGCCUUCCUGCUGCUAUUGGUGCUCCUGCUGCCAUGGGUCAAGGACCCUCCACCCACUCCAACCGAUCCCCACCGCACCAUCUGCUCCUCCCUCCUCUCGCCUCAGACCCCUUUCUCUCCACCCUCUCCCCGGAGUUAUCACUGCAUCCUCAUUCGCACCUGCCCAUCCUGCUUCUGUUCCUCCUUCACUUCCACCCUUGCCUGCCUGCUGCUGCACCACCACCGAUAACCAUACCACGGGUAACCGUACCAUCAGUUACCACCUUUUCUCAGCAUCCGUCCUCUCUUUCCCCACCUGUAACCGCUAGUCAGCUGCGAGCAACACCACUUGAUAUGUUGGCUUCUGUGCUUCCAGCUGCUGUUACAUCUGGUGUUACAUCUGAUAUUACAUCUGGACGACCAGUGUCGGCCCCGCCUGUCACAAAAUUGGGGCAGGGGCAGCAGGUAAAAUCUGGAGGGUUGCAAAAGACUCAGCAGCAGCAGCAGCAGCCAAUGGAAAUGACGGAAGAGGUUAUAAGGGAGAUGGAAUCCUUGCCAGUGCGGUCAGUGGCAGGGGCAGCUCAAGAGGCAAUGCAGAGGGCAAGUGGUGAUAAUUUGGCAUGGCUGCGACCACAUAGGCGACAGCUUGAGCUGCUUCGGAAACAGCAGCAGGAGCAGCAGCAGGAGCAGCAGCAGGAGCAGGAGUUGUUGACUCAACUGUUGGCCUUGGCAGAGCAGCAAGCACAGCCAGGCAUCGGUGGGGUGUUGGAGCAGCAGGGCAAGGCAGGGCAGCAGCAGGGGGGGAGCAGUCAAGCAGAAGCAUGCGUGGGGUCAGAAAAUGUUCCCCAAGGAGGAGUGGGAUGGGUGGGAGGAGUGAGAAGAGGAGAGGGGUCCGUGCAAGAUCUCACGGUUACCCCUCCUCUGGUGACGCCUUCACUGAUUAGGCCGCCAGUCCUGGCUGGGUCUGCAGUUUCAACUCCUGCUGCCGCUGCUCCCCUGACCACUCCACAGUACGGCUCUUCAGCUGCUGGUGCCGCUACAUCUCAUGGUCCUUCAGGUGCUGCCGUUACAUCUCAUGGCCCACCAGGUGCUGCCAUUCCAUCUCCUGUGGUCCAUGGCCGGUCGAUUCCACCUGCCUCCAUCCCAGCGCGCCAGCAGUCCUUCUCCUCCUUGCAGCCGCCUAUCUUUCUCCAUCAGCCCAACUUGGCGCAGCAGCAGCAGCAGCAGCAGCAGAUAUUGACCUCUCGGCCUGUCGUGAGCCAGCAGCAGGAGGCUAGCGCUCUUACAAGGCGGCCAUUGCAAGGGGAGGGUGCAGGAGGGAGCGAGGAGGACGAGCUGGCACAGCUGGAACAGCUUCGCCAGUUGCUGCUCUUACAGGAGCAGCUUUUAAGGGAUCAACCAGGGGGAGAGGGUCUUGAGUUGAAGAGGCAGGGGCUGGAGGGGAUGAAAGGUGUGGAGUGUUGUGGCGAUUUGAACCAGCAGGUUGAGACAGAGGGGGGUAUAGCAGGGCAAGAAAAACUGUGCUGUUCAGAAGAAUCCUUUCAAAACUUACGGAUUGCGUAG
This is a messenger RNA of Closterium sp. Naga37s-1, 2052 nucleotides long. Lineage: Eukaryota; Viridiplantae; Streptophyta; Zygnematophyceae; Desmidiales; Closteriaceae. The record is from the annotation of a GenBank genome assembly.